UCUCAGUGUGGUAGGAGACUCCGUGCGGUGGACACGUCACAAUGUGUUUAAUAACACAGUUAUUAUUCAUACUCUUAUUCCUCAUAUUCGCUUUCUGGGCUUAUACGAGAAUAACGUGCGGUAUCUGCAAAAGCAGUCGACAUUUGGUAGGGAAAGUGGUUAUAGUGACCGGCGCAAAUGCGGGCAUCGGAUUUGAAACUGCCAAGAAUCUCGCGGAGAGGGGGGCGCGAGUGAUUAUGGCGUGCAGGAACGAGGGCCGCGCCACCGUCGCCCGCGAUGAGAUCAUCGCUGCCACCAGCAAUCUUGAUGUGCACUACAGACACCUCGAUCUCGCUUCCUUGAAAUCCGUCCGGGAAUUCGCCGACAACAUCAACAACACAGAAGAACGAGUCGACAUUCUUAUAAACAACGCUGCCAUUUACGGCUCGAAACUGGAGAAGACCGAAGAUGGACUGCUUCUAGGCAUGCAAUCCAACCAUUUUGGACCAUUUUUGCUGACAUGCUUGCUUCUGCCGAAACUAAAAUCUUCAGCACCUAGUCGCAUAAUCAAUGUCUCUUCUAUAGCGCAUGAAAAGGGGAUCAUCGAUUUUGAUAACCUUAACGGCGAGAAAGAAAUGGAUGAAACGAUACACGAGAGCAAGGUAUAUGCUUUAUCUAAAUUGUGCAACAUAUUGAUGACUGUUGAGCUGGCUCGGCAGUUGCAAGGAAUCGGUGUUACCGUUAAUUGUUUGCAUCCGGGAGUCGUGGUUACCGAGAUCUUAAAUUACGUACCAGUGAUUGGCCACUUACUGCCCAUUUUGAAGUAUUUUUUCAAAGAUACCUGGGAAGGUGCUCAAACCUCGGUUUAUCUCGCCGUGGCACCAGAGGUCGCGUCAGUCAGCGGUCGUUACUUUAAAGACUGCCGUGAAGUGAAACCCUCGAAAAGUGCACAAGAUGUGUACGUAGCCCGCAAGUUGUGGGAAGUGUCUGAGAAGAUAGUUAAAUUGAAAUAAAUUGCCUUUUAGAACAGUGCUUUAAGAUCAAAGACAUGAAAUCCACUCUUGACUAUAAGAUGCUGUUUGGAAAAUAAAGAAACUUUCACAAAAUAUAUUUUUUUCAUACCUA
This is a messenger RNA of Leguminivora glycinivorella, 1104 nucleotides long. RefSeq names its product retinol dehydrogenase 13-like. Lineage: Eukaryota; Metazoa; Arthropoda; Insecta; Lepidoptera; Tortricidae. The record is from RefSeq and is a predicted model, not a curated record. The transcript has 2 exons. Bases 42 to 992 code for a protein of 316 amino acids.